GACAGGGAAAGAGGGCCAGCCCAGGGAAUACUACACUUUGGAUUCUAUUUUGUUCCUGCUCAAUAAUGUGCACCUUUCCCAUCCUGUGUAUGUCCGUCGUGCUGCAACUGAAAACAUUCCUGUGGUAAGAAGACCUGAUAGGAAAGACUUGCUUGCAUACCUAAAUGGGGAAACAUCAACUUCAUCAAGCAUAGACAGAAGUGCUCCACUUGAAAUUGGCCUUCAACGAUCCACUCAAGUUAAAAGAGCAGCAGAUGAAAUAUUAGCAGAAGCAAAGAAACCAAGAAUAGAGGAUGAAGAGUGUGUGCGCCUGGACAAGGAGCGCUUGGCAGCUCGGCUGGAAGGACACAAAGAGGGCAUCGUGCAAACAGAGCAGAUCAGGUCCUUGUCUGAAGCUAUGUCAGUGGAAAAAAUUGCUGCUAUCAAAGCCAAAAUCAUGGCGAAGAAAAGAUCCACUAUCAAAACUGAUCUGGAUGAUGACAUAACUGCUCUCAAACAGAGAAGUUUUGUUGAUGCUGAAGUGGAUGUAACUAGAGAUAUUGUCAGCAGGGAGAGAGUAUGGAGGACAAGAACCACAAUCUUACAAAGCACAGGCAAGAACUUUGCCAAGAAUAUUUUUGCAAUUCUUCAAUCAGUUAAAGCCAGAGAAGAAGGCAGAGCACCUGAGCAAAGACCUGCACCAAACACAGCACCAACGGAUCCCACUUUACGAAAUAAGCAACCUAUUCCAGCUGCCUACAACAGAUAUGAUCAGGAAAGAUUUAAAGGCAAAGAGGAAACGGAAGGCUUCAAGAUUGACACCAUGGGCACCUACCACGGCAUGACUCUCAAGUCUGUGACGGAAGGUGCAUCUGCCAGAAAAACACAAACUCCAGCAGCACAGCCUGUGCCACGACCAGUUUCUCAAGCAAGACCCCCUCCAAACCAGAAAAAAGGAUCUCGAACUCCCAUAAUCAUUAUUCCAGCAGCCACGACCUCUUUAAUAACAAUGCUUAAUGCAAAGGACCUUCUGCAAGAUCUGAAGUUUGUACCAUCAGAUGAGAAGAAGAAGCAGGGCUGUCAGCGUGAGAAUGAGACUCUAAUACAGAGGAGGAAGGACCAGAUGCAGCCGGGGGGAACCACAGUCAGCGUCACCGUCCCUUACCGGGUCGUAGACCAGCCUCUGAAACUCAUGCCACAGGACUGGGACCGCGUGGUGGCCGUGUUUGUCCAGGGCCCUGCCUGGCAGUUCAAGGGCUGGCCUUGGCUCCUGCCGGACGGAUCUCCUGUUGAUAUCUUUGCAAAAAUUAAAGCUUUUCAUCUCAAGUACGAUGAAGUGCGCCUGGAUCCCAACGUGCAGAAAUGGGACGUGACAGUGUUAGAGCUCAGCUACCACAAAAGACACUUGGACAGGCCAGUGUUCCUACGCUUCUGGGAAACCUUGGACAGGUAUAUGGUAAAGCACAAAUCUCACUUGAGAUUCUAAGUCCUUCAGCUGCCAUUUAUUUCCUGAAGUAUGGAUUGGAAAAAAUGGAGGGGGCUCCAGUUUGGAGACCAGAGCUCGCACUAUAUAUGUCAAGAACUUUACAAAUGAGGAAGGGUCACAGUUUAAACUUUUUAUAAAAUCUUAUUUGGAUGAUUCAUGCUAUGGCAGGUUGAUACCUGUUAAUCAGAAGCAAAGGGGUUUUGCUUAAAACUAUUUUUUUAAUGUUGUUAGCCUUCUAGUCUGCAAUCCAAAUUGUAUAUUUUGAUAGCAGCAGUUUCUUCUCUGUUUUGUUAAAUUAGCCACAUUUUUAAAGACUGUGUUUUGUUCCCCAGUAGAGGAUAGCUGGAUGUCCACGGCGGGUUCCCCGUGUGCGUGUGCACGGGCGGGUGUAAAUACAAGUGUGCCUGUGUCUAUAGAUAUAGUGUACAAAAAAGUUAUAGACACAAUGAUGCACACCUAGGUGUUUCCAGGCUUUCUAAACCACUUAGCUUCUGAGCUUAGUUUGGGAUUUCUUUGCUUACUGUUUCACUUACUGAAAAUAUUUUGUUGUGAAUGAUAUUACAUUUUAGUCAAUAGGACUUGCGAACUGAGCAAAGUGAAAGUUGUUUUCAAUAAAUCAAAAUGUCAAGCUGUAUAUGUAUAUUCUGUCAGUCUUUGUUGAAAAAGGGAAGAUCAAAAAUCUAUUAACUCUUUUUUUGGAUUUGUAAUGUCCCAGUUUACUAAAUCUUGAAAAUUUAUUAUAGGCAUACUGUUGAGUCAUGGUAACUCUAAAUUGCCAUUCUCCACACACAUCUCUUUCUUUAAACUGAAAGUAUGCAUGUGUACAUUCCCAUCUAGCAAAUAUCUUUGCAUAGGAAUCUAAAUGUUACCUAGAUUAAAUGAUGAAUAGAGGAGGAGAGAGUUGGAUUCUUUUUUCCUGGAACAGCCACCACAAGGAAUGAAUAAUUUUAACUUCUUUGUAUUUAUACCUCUAAUACGAUUUUCUCAUGACAAAAGUAGCCCAGACUGUCAACAGGAGUUGUAAUUUUCUGAGCUAGGUGGCUAAUAUGGCCUCCCAAGAGUCCUGCAUUGGAAUGGAAAAUCAGCCUUCUCAAAUUACCAAAGAACAGAUUUGCUUCAUCUCCAGUGUGAGGCCAGAGGAUCCUGGUAUUUGUACCAAUUUACAGCAUCUCUGUAUCUAUGGAAUAACGUUAAGUUGAUGUUGCAUACCAGUGAAUGUAGAGAAUGAUCAAAUACUGUAACACCUGCAUGAUUUUUUUUCUGGGAUAGAAAAUACAUGUUUAUAUUCCUGUUCUUGAAAUUCCAAACCAUGUUUUUUUAAUAUACUUUACAUUUAAGGUUUGACAAAAAUAAAAUGUUCUACCUAU
Molecule: messenger RNA, 2832 nt
Organism: Zonotrichia albicollis (white-throated sparrow)
Lineage: Eukaryota; Metazoa; Chordata; Aves; Passeriformes; Passerellidae
Source: RefSeq, a predicted model, not a curated record